This is a messenger RNA of Haliotis rubra (blacklip abalone), 2467 nucleotides long. Its product is annotated as excitatory amino acid transporter 1-like. Gene Ontology annotation, biological process: L-glutamate transmembrane transport. Gene Ontology annotation, molecular function: neutral L-amino acid transmembrane transporter activity; L-glutamate transmembrane transporter activity; glutamate:sodium symporter activity. Lineage: Eukaryota; Metazoa; Mollusca; Gastropoda; Lepetellida; Haliotidae. The coding region runs from base 137 to 1459 and encodes 440 amino acids. Gene Ontology annotation, cellular component: plasma membrane. The record is from RefSeq and is a predicted model, not a curated record. The transcript is spliced from 8 exons.
UCGAAGGAAUGUAUUGCUGAUAGCAAACCUCACUUCAGUUACUCUGGGUGUUACAAUUGGACUGCUGUGUCGUCCUCUGAACCCCUCUCCUGAUGCGGUCAGCCUCAUCUCUUUUCCUGGGGAGAUAUUUUUCAGAAUGUUGAAGAUGCUUAUUCUGCCCCUGAUGGUGACAAGCCUUGUUACUGGGCUAGCAAACCUUAAUGGAAAGUCUGCAGGCAAGAUCGGCCUGAUCACCAUCGGCUACUACAUCUUCACCACCAUCAUUGCCAUCCUCGUCGGCAUCAUCCUCGCCAUCGCGAUCAGGCCAGGUCAUGUGAUCAACAAUCACGUCAUCGCAGUCAAGUCUGUGGACGAUACACCAUCACAAUCUGCUAAAGAUGUGUUCCUGGAUUUAGUAAGGAAUAUCUUCCCCGACAACAUAGUACAAGCAACAUUCGAAAUGAGUGGUACCAUGUACGUGAAGAAGAUGGACAAACAAUCUCACAGGAACAAUGUCAUCCAAAAUGAUUUUGUCAAUGGAAAUCGGUCCAGCAAUGAUACAGAUCCAAAACCAGAUGGACCAUGGACAGCAACGUCCGUUUACCGGCCAGGAACAAACGCCUUAGGUAUAUUAUGUUACUCCGUAAUUUUUGGAGUUAUCCUCGGUCGACUUGGAGACAAGGGAAAGGUCGUUUUGCAGUUCUUCGUUACUCUAAACGAUAUAACCAUCCGAAUGGUAUGGCUUGUGAUGUGGUAUUCACCAGUGGGGAUAAUGUUUCUGAUAAUAGGGAAGGUGUUAUCUGUGGAGGAUCUGAUAAGCACGGCCCAACAGCUCGCAAUGUAUUUAACCACCAUCAUUGCUGGCGCCAGCCUCCAUGGUCUGGCAGUCUUACCUCUGUUGUAUGUUGCCUUAACCAAGAAGAACCCGUUCAGAAUCAUCAGAGGAAUGACACAGGCGAUCGUCACGGCUCUUGCAGUAGCAUCCAGUUCUGCCACACUGCCUGUAACUAUCCAAUGCUGCGAGGACAACCUGAAGAUGAACAAUGCCAUCACUCGCUUCGUACUUCCACUUGGGGCAACGAUGAACAUGGACGGAUCUGCACAGUUUUAUGUGGUAUCAGCAAUCUACGUCGCCCAGAUGCAUGCGAUAUCCCUGAAUUUCUUUGAGAUGAUUCUUCUGAGUCUAUGUGCAGUGUUGACAAGUGUUGGUGCUGCGGGAAUCCCAAACACUGCUAUAGCAGCAUUAAUGGUCGUCAUGGCAGCUGCCGGUCUGCCAAUUGAGAGCGUCUCUAUCCUGAUGGUGGUGGACUGGUUCCUGGGCCGGGUGCGCACAGUCGUAAACAUCAUCGGGGAUUGCUUGACAGCCGCCAUAUUGGAUCACUUCUUUCCACAAGCCGACGUUGACGUUGAAGUUGAGAUGGGACCAGAAAUAUCCCUCUGUACCUCUACCGAUGAACAUAACAGGACAGAAAUAGUGUAAUAUGUCUUUCCUGCUUAGCGGGUAUUGACGUCUAAUUCUGCGACGAUUGUGUAUGGUUUAAAGAGCAAAUUUACGCGGAAUUGAAAGUGUUUGUCUUGCACUUUUUCAACAUAAAAAGUGUUUUUCAAGUAGUUUCAUAUCCAAAACAGUAUAAAUAUCACAAGUAAAUAAUACAUUUUGGCAUUAUAUCGAAUUAUAUUCUGCACAUUUACCAAGAGUUCUAUGCUCAUAAAAACCACCAUGGCUUAUGCUCCUUGCAAUAUGUUGUCAUUGUGCUAAAUGAGAAAGAAUCAUAAGAUCUUAUUAGAUCCAAUUCACGUGGUGCAGCUACAGGUGUAUGGUUAUUUUUUCUCAAUGUGCAGCCUACCGUUUUAACUCUCAUGGUGUACCGAUCAGUGAUAAAACAUUAUUAUUUCUGCAAUACCAUAUUGUAUAACAUUCAGGUUUGAGUCUGUCUUCUUUGAAACAGUAUCUCAUGGUGUAUCGAUCAGUGUUACAACACUAUUAAAUAUGAAAUACCACAUUGUAUAACAUUCUAUUUGAGUCUGUCUUCUUUGAAACAGUAUCUUCUUUCAACAAAUCAUAAUCGUACGUGCACAAGUUUAUCCUUGUCAUUGGUGAAAUGUGCCAGAAGUUUAAAUUUGCUACUUUUCUACAUAAACCGUAAAAUAUAUGUCCCUCCUCUUUCAUAUCCAAAUACAUCACCAAUAUAAAUGCACUUCGCAGUUUUGAAAUUCAGUUUUGUAUAUCAUCCACUCAUACUUCGGAAAUCUCGCCAUUUUGACAAAAUACUAAAUCACCUUCCAUGGCAUUUCGGCGUAAUUGUGUGCUUUAAUCUAAUAUCGAAUAUUUACUGGGAAAAUUGAAAAAUGAAAAUCUAAUAUUACUGUGGUCACGGGUAUUCGUUGUUGUGAUCUUUGUAGCUUCGUAUUUAACACGUAGACCAUCACUUUUACAAACCAUAAUUGUACUAUGUUGAUGUGACAGUUUGUAAUAUGAUAUAUUAUA